Molecule: messenger RNA, 2585 nt
Organism: Eubalaena glacialis (North Atlantic right whale)
Lineage: Eukaryota; Metazoa; Chordata; Mammalia; Artiodactyla; Balaenidae
Gene: DMWD
Product: DM1 locus, WD repeat containing
Exons: 5
Coding region: 62-2080 (672 amino acids)
Molecular function (GO): protein binding
Source: RefSeq, a predicted model, not a curated record
CCGGCGGCAGGCGGCUGUCCGGCAGCAGCGGGGCCCUGGGCUGGGGUGGGGGUCGCCCAAGAUGGCGGCGGGCGGCGCGGAGGGCGGCUCGGGCCCCGGCGCUGCCAUGGGGGAUUGUGCGGAGAUCAAGUCGCAGUUCCGCACCCGCGAAGGCUUCUACAAGCUGCUCCCCGGCGACGGCACCGCUCGCAGGUCGGGUCCGGCUUCCUCCCAGACCCCGGCGCCGCCCCAGCCGCCGCAGCAGCCCCUGCCCGGCCCUGCCUCCACCUCCGGCCCCGGUGCUGCGGGCCCCGCGCCGUCCCCUCCGCCCGCAGGCCCAGGGCCCGGGCCCGCGCUGCCUGCGGUGCGCCUCAGCCUCGUGCGCCUGGGGGAGCCCGACGGCGCCGGGGCCGGGGAGCCUCCCGCCACGCCCGCAGGGCUGGGCGCUGGGGGAGACCGCGUCUGCUUCAACUUGGGCCGCGAGCUCUAUUUCUACCCGGGCUGCUGUCGCCGCGGGAGCCAACGGUCCAUUGACCUCAACAAGCCAAUUGACAAGCGGAUCUAUAAGGGCACCCAGCCCACUUGCCACGACUUCAACCAGUUCACUGCUGCCACAGAGACCAUCUCCCUGUUGGUGGGAUUCUCAGCCGGUCAAGUGCAGUACCUGGAUCUCAUCAAGAAGGACACCAGCAAGCUAUUCAAUGAGGAGCGGCUUAUCGACAAGACCAAGGUGACAUAUCUGAAGUGGCUGCCUGAGUCAGAGAGCCUGUUCCUGGCAUCACACGCCAGCGGCCACCUGUACCUGUACAACGUCAGCCACCCGUGUGCCUCGGCCCCGCCGCAGUACAGCCUGCUGAAGCAAGGCGAAGGCUUCGCCGUCUACGCCGCCAAGAGCAAGGCGCCCCGCAACCCGCUGGCCAAGUGGGCGGUGGGCGAGGGGCCCCUCAACGAGUUCGCCUUCUCGCCCGAUGGCCGGCACCUGGCCUGCGUCAGCCAGGACGGCUGCCUGCGCGUCUUCCACUUCGACUCCAUGCUGCUGCGGGGGCUCAUGAAGAGCUACUUUGGGGGCCUGCUCUGUGUGUGCUGGAGCCCCGACGGGCGCUACGUCGUGACCGGUGGUGAAGAUGACCUGGUCACCGUGUGGUCCUUCACCGAGGGCCGCGUGGUGGCCCGAGGCCACGGCCACAAGUCCUGGGUCAACGCCGUGGCCUUCGACCCCUACACCACGAGGGCCGAGGAGGCGGCGGCUGCCGGUGGCGAUGGGGAGCGGAGUGGCGAGGAGGAGGAGGAGCCGGAGGCCGCGGGCACAGGCUCGGGCGGGGGCGCCCCCCUCUCCCCGCUGCCCAAGGCCGGCUCCAUCACCUACCGCUUCGGCUCGGCCGGCCAGGACACGCAGUUCUGCCUGUGGGACCUCACCGAAGACGUGCUCUACCCUCACCCUCCCCUGGCCCGCACCCGCACCCUCCCCGGCACGCCUGGCACCACGCCGCCUGCCACCGGCAGCUCGCGAGGUGGUGAGCCAGGCCCCGGGCCCCUGCCCCGCUCGCUGUCCCGGUCCAACAGCCUCCCACACCCAGCGGGCAGCAGCAAGGCGGGCGGCCCGGGUGCGGCGGCGGAGCCGGGGACGCCCUUCAGCAUCGGCCGCUUUGCCACGCUCACGCUGCAGGAGCGGCGGGACCGGGGGGCCGAGAAGGAGCACAAGCGCUACCACAGCCUGGGCAACAUCAGCCGGGGUGGCAGUGGGGGCGGGGGCGGCGGGGACAAGCCCAGCGGCCCCGCCCCCCGAAGCCGGCUGGACCCCGCCAAGGUGCUGGGCACCGCGCUGUGCCCGCGCAUCCACGAGGUGCCGCUGCUCGAGCCGCUCGUGUGCAAGAAGAUCGCCCAGGAGCGGCUCACGGUCCUCCUCUUCCUGGAAGACUGCAUCAUCACCGCCUGCCAGGAGGGCCUCAUCUGCACCUGGGCCCGGCCGGGCAAGGUGUUCACAGACGAGGAGACCGAGACCCAGACAGGGGAAGGAAGUUGGCCCAGGUCACCCAGCAAGUCAGUGGUAGAGGGCAUCUCCUCCCAACCAGGCAACUCCCCAAGCGGCACAGUGGUGUGAAGCCAUGGAUGUCGGGGUCCCCCACCCCAUGCCCCCAGCUCCUAGCAUAACUGUCCCCGCUGACCUCAUGGAUCAACGUAUUAACAAGACUAACCAUGACGGAUGGACUGCUCCGGUCCCUCUCCCUGCACAAAUUUGGGGCAGAGGGUCCCUCAGACUGGCCCAGACACUGGGGGGAUGUAGUGGCCCGUGUGGCCUCAGCCUUGUCCCCACCCACUGCCGAGUACAAUGACCCCUUCCUGUGAAACAUCAGUGUUAGCCUCAUCCCUGACCCCAGCAUGUGACUGGUCACCCCUGGGGGAGAAACUCCCCACCCACAAGAGCCCCAGCUCUGCAGUGCACCUCUCGGUCCUGUGUGCAGGGCAGGGGGUGGCCCACCCCUCCCCUGGCCCCCGCCCUGCCCUUGCUGUUACUUGUGCUUUUGAAGAAUGUUAAAUUAUGGAAGCCCCUGGGGUCCUCGCUGUCCCCCAGGACCUCUUAUUUAUACUAAAGUUCCCUGUUUUCA